This is a messenger RNA of Nothobranchius furzeri (turquoise killifish), 1972 nucleotides long. Its product is annotated as regulator of G-protein signaling 21. The record is from RefSeq and is a predicted model, not a curated record. NCBI's taxonomy places the organism in Eukaryota, Metazoa, Chordata, Actinopteri, Cyprinodontiformes, Nothobranchiidae.
GACAGGCGUGGGUAGUGAAUGCAGGUAGAGUUCCAGGCGAGGGUGAAGCGAGGUGGAAGAGGGAAACGAGGUCGAUGAUCGAUGGGACUGGAAGGCUGGAAGGUCUACAAGCAAGAGCGUUCAGUUAUCUGGCAAUGGUUGGAGAGCAGGCCGGAUCUUAUAUAGCAGGAGAGGCAGGUGUGUGGCAUGAGCAUGAUGAUGGGACCAGGUGUGUUGAAUGAAGGAUGAUGAGAUGAAUGGUGGUGCAUGGAGGUCAGGGCACGGCAGGAUCAUGACACAAAACUGCAGUAUAAACAAGACUAAAUGUGUUAUAUUUAAAUUUGAGUGCAAAUACGGAUCGAGCAUCAACAUAUUUCCAAAAUAAGUUUUAGCAGCACUGGCUCUAAAGGCAAAGCAGAAGACAUACAGAAACAUUUGAAUGUUUCCACCAGCUGAUUUGCAUCGCUGGGCUUCAAGCCAAACCAUAGCAGUUUGGAGCAGUACAAUCAAACAACUGUAGCUCCAUGCUGCACAUGUGCUCAACCGCUUGCGUCAUCCCCAGCUUCCUCUUUGGCUGUGGUUAGCUCAGACACAGCUGUGACGUUACUCUUCAUCCUCUCAGACUUCUGCUGCACAUAUUUAGCGUCGCUGCACAGGUUCAACCAUCAGGCAGAGCUGAUCAUCUCCACGAGCAACGAGACAGAAAAUCCCACAUGUACAAAACCCUCCUGCCAUGCCAACACUAGUCACAUCAACUCUGGAUCUGCAGCUUUUCAACAUGGAUGCUAAGGAUAGAAAAACUGGAACAUGCAGGGAAGGAAACUUUAAAUCUCUGGUGCAACGUAAAACGGUUCAAGCUACAAACACAGGAGGACUUAGUCGAGAAGAAACAUCUCAGUGGUCCCUCUCACUGGACCGACUUUUAUCAUCUAAGUAUGGGAUAAAAAUAUUCCAGGCGUUCCUGAAGUCUGAGUUCAGUGAUGAGAAUCUUGAGUUUUGGGCGGUGUGUGAGGACUACAAGAAGAUCAGGUGCUCCUUCAGGAUGUCCUUCAAAGCCAAAAAGAUCUUCAAACUCUACAUUCGAGCGGAGGCUCCCAGAGAGAUAAACAUCGAUCACAAGACCAGAGAGCUGAUUAGGAGUAAUAUGAAGGUUCCCUCCAUGGUCUGUUUUGAUGAUGCCCAGAAGAUUGUCUACGGGUUGAUGGAGAAGGAUUCAUACCCACGUUUCCUCAGGUCGGAUGUUUACAGAACAUUGCUGGACUCUACACCACCUUCAAGAACGCUGUAAAUAAAAUGGACUUCACUUGAGACUGUAAGAAUCCAGGGCUGGACUGUCCAGCUGUGUCUAACGCUGGACUUCCUAAGAGACUCAACCUGAAACAGUCCUCCAAAUGCUGAAAACAGCCCGCAGAGCUGAAGAAUCAUCUGGGGACUCCUGACUGAUUCUCUGUGAAGUUUGAUGAAAAGGGAACCGUGUGUUCUGGUCAGGAAAUGACUGAGCAAUGUGGCUGGAGCUGAAAACUAAACAAUUUCCCAAAGACAGCAGUGAGAAUGAGGGGGGCUUUCUGUGAGCAGCAACAGAAACAUCCCCUCACAGGUGCACAGAGAGGUUUCACCGUUAUCUCACUAAAGUGGAUGCAGCUCAGCUUUUCUACUUUCUGACAUUAGUGCUAAAACACAUGACAACUGUAAUGAUAAGCUAUACUGUAUGUUAUCAUAUGUGAUAUUUAACAAAACAUGUUUAUGUUUAUGUAUUUAGCAGACGCUUUAGUCCAAAGCGUCUUACAAGUUAUAAUCGGCAUGUUGCCCUUGAGGCUAACAACAACAAUUUCCAGUCAGUCGUAGGUGGCAGUGUGGCAGCAUGAUGAAUCAUGGAGAGGAGGGAACAAGGAGUGGACAGUAGAGAGGGGGGACGGGUGCAAAAACAUAUUUUAUUUGCACUCAAAAGUAACUGGUUUCAAAUAAAUAGAAUCUGCUUUUCUCAACCUUUAAA